Molecule: messenger RNA, 486 nt
Organism: Vicia faba (fava bean)
Lineage: Eukaryota; Viridiplantae; Streptophyta; Magnoliopsida; Fabales; Fabaceae
Source: the annotation of a GenBank genome assembly
AUGACCACUACGGCAGUCAACUUCUUUAUUUGUGAGUCUUCAUCAUUUAUUUCUCUUAUCAAGAGGAUUCAGGGUGAUAGCCCAUCCACUCAUGUUGAAGGAGGUUCUUCCAAAUGGGCUCUUCUGUUAAAGGGUGCUAGUCGGAGGCUCUUACUCCUUUAUUUUGGCUUCCUGGUGUGGUUCACAUACCUUGUUCAUGGCGCAUCCCUUGUUUCUAUGGUGACUACUGGCAAAGACGACAUGUUGAGAUCUAGCGGCGUUUCUAGGGAGUGGGAUGAGCUAAAGGAAAAAGAUGGAUCAAUACAGUUCUCCAUCAAUUUUAGCUGCUCGGAUACUGAGGGAGAGAAACGUUGGAAGAAGGCUUAUGAAGAUAUGGAAGAGGCAUGUCCUAGAUUCAAAGUGGAUCAGAAAGCUCUUCAACAUAAGGACAAUGAUUGGGCAAAAUAUUUGAAGGGCCUUUGGGAAGAUCUAGUUGUUGCACGAUAG